CCACGUCCUCUGCGGACGAUGCUGCUAGCGGUAGCAGCAGCAUGGUUCUUCUUUCCAGUCGGGAAGUGACGCCGCUUAUGGAGGACCAAGGACGUCCUGUUUCCGGUACGUCGCCUGCCUCAAGAUCGCCUGCCCAAGAACAUCAAUCUCCUUCGGAACACUACCUGGAGAACCGUAGAAUCCUCGGUGUAAGUCUCGAGGAGCUCGCUCGCAGGCAAGGGAUGACAGUUGAGCGUGGAGAGAGUCCAACGCGACAAGAUGAUCAUAGUUCGACGGACACUCGUACCCCUCAAAUAAAUGGACAAACUGAACAAGAUGAACAAAUAAUCGUGUCCUCGCCAGCCAUCGCGGGAAUGAACAACGACAACUACAGCGGCACUCCAGGUGGCGUUAUUCGUCGAGGAAAUGGUGGAAAUGGGCUCCCCAACUCGGCUCCGCGUAUGCGCGACUUCCCUGAGGAACGCAGCUCAUCUGGCGUGUGGCCAGGUUCUGAAGCUGGACUUGGAGGGCCUAUUGAGACGCCACUUGGUCGCCCUGUCAUCCUGUCAUCUUCUGGGAAGCAAGGUGGAGGAAAGGGCGCCUCCAAUCGUUCGUCAAAUAAUGUGAGGAAUACGAUGCACGAGCAAACUGGAGGGGACAUCUUCAACUCCGCUGAGAGCAGUAUUUUUGCAACUUCCAAGGGAAAAGGCAAGAAGGGCGACGGCAAGAAUGGUGCUAUUCCGGGGACCAUAUGGCGCGGCUCUUCAUCUUGGCAGGGAGAGUCUACUACAGGAGGGGCUUUAGGCAGCACCACGACUGCAGUUGUAGAUACCCAAGCAUCACCGGUUUUGCCCCACAGCACAAGCCCCUUCUACGUGGUUUCUGCAUCACCAACGCCAAACGCGUCGCAGCACCUAACUAACGACCUGCCGCUAAUGGAACGAGCGGAAAGACCCAGUGCACAAUUUGCAUCAUUCCUGACAAACGCUGUGCGUCCUUUGCUGGGUACGGCAGGAGAGGGCCGCGAUAGUACUAUCUC
This is a messenger RNA of Amoebophrya sp. A25, 1018 nucleotides long. The record is from the annotation of a GenBank genome assembly. NCBI's taxonomy places the organism in Eukaryota, Dinophyceae, Syndiniales, Amoebophryaceae.